AGUGACUGUUUAAGUCAUGUAUGAAUACACUGAACUCCGUCAGGCCAGUCAAUACUGUUAACUAUGUCUGUUACCACGUGUGUUGUAAAAACACUGCUCUUUUUAAAUCUAUGUCUAUUAACACAUGUUCAAUCAAAUGAGGGAAAUGCUACCGAAAAUUGUGUUCAAUUGUACGAAAAAGGGGUAGAAGCUUAUUUGGAGAAUAGUUGGGAAGAUUGUGUAACUUAUUUUGAAGAAGCUAUAGUGAAAUACAGAAAAUAUCGGAAGCAAGUAUCAAGUUGUAGAUUAAAGUGUAGAAAUGAUGCUGAACUCUCCGAACCUCUAUAUCCUGUGGAUUUAGAAAAUUUAUUAUUUUUUGAGAGAGCGAUUAGACAGACUUUGUGCAUUAUAAAGUGUGAAAAUGAAAAUAAAAAUAUACUGGAAAACUACAAUGUUAAUCUGGAAACCGGCAGUUUGUUUGAACAACAAAAACCUUAUGAAUAUUUACAUAUUUGUUACUUCCAGACCAAGCAACUAGUAAAGGCUGCAUCAUCGGCAUUUACAUAUUUAGUUGCACAUCCUGAUGAUAAAAUUAUGUCUCGUAAUCUGCAACACUACUUUGACCACGAUGUUGAUAAGAAGGAUAUUGUAAACUAUGAAGCCAAAGAUUAUGUUUACCUCUACAUCCAUGGUGCAGAUGCAUACGAAAAAAAAGGCUGGGAAUCAGUUGUAUUUAAUAUGGAAGAAAGUUUAGUAGAUUAUUUACAAGCAGAAGAAGAGUGUAGGGCACAAUGUGAAGGUCCUUUCGAUCAUGGAUGGUAUCCAGAUUUUAUAGCAUCCAUUUCAAAUCAUUUCACAGUAUGCUUAAAAUGCAAACAGGCAUGUAAAAAAACUUUGAGCUCAUUAAAUGGGGAAAUACAUGAUGAUUUAUUACCUAGUCAUUAUCACUACUUGCAGUAUGCCUAUUAUAAAUUGGGUAACCUUAAAGCAGCUUGUCAAGCUGUAGCCAGUUAUCUUUUGUUUUAUCCAGAUGAUGAAACCAUGCUAGAUAAUAUGAGGUACUAUUAUAAACAACCAAAGAUUCAAAAAGAUUAUUUUCAUCCCAGAGAUGAAGCUACUAGAUAUGUACAAAGACAAAUUUAUGAAAACAGAAUCUUAAAAUUUGUGAAUAAUGAAUUUAAAGAAAUUGCAUCAAAAACAAAAGGCGAAGAAAUAAAGGGUGUAUCUUCUAAAAUUGACAGUACUGCAACUGCUAAUUCUUGAUUUAUGCUUUUUGGACUACUGCUCUGAUUUAAUUAACAUGUUGAAUAUUAAAUUUGUACAUGUGAUAUGUGUGUAUAAAGUAUUUUAAUAAUAAAUUAUUUAAAAUA
This is a messenger RNA of Diorhabda carinulata, 1349 nucleotides long. RefSeq names its product cartilage-associated protein-like. Gene Ontology annotation, cellular component: endoplasmic reticulum. Lineage: Eukaryota; Metazoa; Arthropoda; Insecta; Coleoptera; Chrysomelidae. Gene Ontology annotation, molecular function: protein binding; collagen binding. The transcript is spliced from 7 exons. Gene Ontology annotation, biological process: collagen fibril organization. Bases 64 to 1242 code for a protein of 392 amino acids. The record is from RefSeq and is a predicted model, not a curated record.